AUGCACUGGUGGAUAGUGAUUCGGCGUUAUUUCGUUUUCUUCACAACAUGUCUAGUUGGUUACCUUAAUUAUCAAUACUCAAGACGAUUUACAAAGAGAAAACCCCGAGACAAUCUGACUCCAAUCGAUGACGUCACUCAAAUUAGCCCUAAUGUGAUUCGAAUACUUGGGCAAAAUCCUGGUCCGUUCACCCUACAGGGAACCAACACCUAUCUAGUCGGCACUAAUCAAAAAAUGUUCUUAAUUGACGCCGGAGAGCCGGAGAAUCCACGGUACAUCGACAAGCUCGGGGAAGCACUCGGUGCUGCUACAAUAGAGGGGAUAAUCUGCACUCACUGGCAUCAUGAUCAUUUAGGUGGAUGUCAUUCAGUACGCGAACACUUCAAGACGUCGAAUGGUGAUCCACCGCCCGUGUACAAAGGGAAAAGCAAAGGCCUUGCGAAAAAGGACUAUUAUGAGUAUAUCAGUGAUGGCCAUGUAAUCAGACUCGACGGCGUUUCAUUAACGAUUAUAGAGACCAAGUUAGUUUCUUUUAUUCCAUUCAUAAUACCAGAAUCUUGUGCAACCAACGAAAUUAUCUAUGAAUGA
Messenger RNA from Ostertagia ostertagi, 588 nucleotides. The record is from the annotation of a GenBank genome assembly. Lineage: Eukaryota; Metazoa; Nematoda; Chromadorea; Rhabditida; Trichostrongylidae.